GAUCGGGGCUCUCCGUUUACAUUAUUCAUUCGGAGGGUGUGACUUGUUGGCUCUUUUUCCCGCCUGUAUAAAACGACAAGUUCGCUUAAAAGAAAAUACAGAUGGAGAAGUCUAGCCGGUUCGCUGUGACACAGAGAGUCCCCUUAAGCUUACGUGACAACUCGCAUACUGUCCCUUUGUGACCAGCUUAUCCGCAGAAUGCCCGGUCUAUGCGUGCUUUGUCUUACUGCGGUGCUCGCUGCAUUCACCCGGUUCGCGGAGACCGUGGGACCGGUGGUCCGAUGCGAGCCGUGUGACGCCGGGGCUCUUAUGGAGUGCAAGCCGCUGCCAAAAGACUGCGCAGAGAGGGUGCGGGAGCCCGGCUGCGGGUGCUGUCUGUCGUGCGCCCUUGCUGAGGGUCAGGCGUGUGGAGUGUACACCGGACGCUGUGGCUCCGGGCUGAUUUGUCAGUUCCAACCCGGGGAGACCCGACCACUGCAAGCCUUGCUAGAGGGACGGGGAGCGUGCUCCAGCGCCGCGUCCAAAAAACUCAACACCUUUCUGCUCCCCGCGCAGAAACAAGAGACCACAAGCGGGGAGCAUUCCGGGGCGGGGGAUGAACGGCGUGCCAACGGCACCGUGACGACGACCAAGACGGUGGCAGGGGGCGCGGUAGGUGUGGAAGGCGGAGGUGGUGGACAUCGGGGGGCGAUAGAGGCCAAACCGCCGCUGCACACCAAGCUAGACGUGAUCAAGAAGGAGCAGAAUAAGAAGAGCCAGAGCUACAAGGUGGAGUCAGUGUCUGGGGGAGUCAACUCCGACAUGCACAACUUCUCCCUGGAUAACAAGAGGGAGACUGAGUAUGGCCCAUGCAGGAGAGAGAUGGAAAGCAUCCUGAACAGUCUUAAAAUCUCCAAUGUGCUCAACCCCAGAGGCUUCCGCAUCCCCAACUGUGACAAAAAGGGCUUCUACAAGAAAAAACAGUGCCGUCCUUCCAAAGGGAGGAAGAGGGGUUACUGCUGGUGUGUGGAUAAGUAUGGUCAGCCUCUUCCUGGCUAUGAUGGAAAGGAGAGAGGAGAAUCCCAGUGCAACAACCUGGAGAACAAAUGAGAGGCAGAGAGAGGAUGGAGUGAUGGAGAGAAAGAAUAAGGCAAGAAGAAGAGAGGAAUAGGAGAGAGAGAUACUUUUUUAAACUCCUGCCUUGCACGUAACCGUCGAAAGAGUGCCGGACCGUUGACCUCAGGUCACAUGACUGCCGGGUGGGGGAGGGAGAGGGAGGGAGGGGCAGACUGGGACAGCACAGCCUAAUAGGCCAAGCCUUCUGUCCAUCAUCUGCAGCUAUCUGCUCUGUGCUAUGGGAACCUCUAGCUACCCCUCGUAUGAAAACAACAGAGAGAGAAACUAAACAUCUGCACUAUUAUUUUAGAGAGAGAGGAUGGAGGGACUUUUCCACUCACUUUAAAGAGGACUUGUCUGUGACUGUGACCCAACGCAACGUGCUUGUGUAUGUUUGUGUGUGUGUAUGCAUGCAUGUGUGUAUGCCUGCGUGUGAGCAUGAGUGUGAGCAUGUAUGAGUGUUUGUGUGUGUGUGUGUGUGUAUGUGUGUGUAAAUGCUAUCUUUCAAUAAGCUCAGUUUAGAGGUGUAAGAAAACCUCUUGACAUCCAAACCCUGCCCCCUUCUAUCCUGUCAUGCAGAGACUCCUCCCCUUUCUCAGGAUCCAUCAUUAUGAAGUGAAGGCUUAUGGGUAGGCCAGCCUCUGACCUCUUCCCUGCCAUGUUGGACACCACUGGCCUUCCCCACUGUCUCCAUAGCAACCAGCUUGUCCCGCCCGAUGUGCUGUGUCACAUUUACAGGUUUAGGGGGAAGGAAAGGAAUGGAGACGGUGCCUUAAACCCACACUGCCCCUCUCCCCCUCUUCCCCAUCCCUGACCCCUACCCCUCCCUUUCUCAUUUUCCUUGGUUAGCCCUCUGCGGUCCUCAUAGGACCCCAGGAAGAGUAGCUGCUGCUUUUGCAAAAGUUCAUGGGGAUUCAAAAAAAGAAUCAACAGGUUCUCACAUAACGUUACCACCCUGCAGCCCUGGUCUGGUUAGCUAGCUGGCGGAUUGGGUUAGCAUAGUUAGCCAAACCAUCACUUCUUCAUUCAGGAAAUAGGGCCAGUGGUGUUGUCAUGACAACACGGUCCCUCUAUCUGCAGUACUCUUCCUGUCUAUGGUGCAUAUGUCCUGGUGUGGGGUCCUUUAGACUGGGCAUGCUCGGUGGGACCGGGCUGCUCUCUAUGCCAUAGGAGCCAGCUUCGAGGCCAAGCACAACCACUUAAAGCACUUUAGCUGCACCCAACCAACUUCCCUACAGCGCUCCUCACAGUUAAAGACCAUCUCUACCCAUUGUAGCGUAGUAGUCAUAACUUUUAAUUGGUGCAACAUUUAACAAGGUUUAUAGCACUGUAGAACAAAACAUCAACAACAACAAAAGAAAAAACAAUGUUACACAAGCACUUCUGACUGUGACUUUACUCAGCCUAGAGAACAAACGCCCCUCCUCACAAUUUCCAUUCUAUGCAAAGUGUGUUUUAUUUUUGUUGAUAUUGUUUCUUGGAGAUGCUUGUAUGAUCUUAUGCCAACAUAACUCCACCAGGUGGAUGCAGCACCAAAUAUGCAUUCAAGAAGCAGACAGGGGGUCUGAGGGAGGGGGCGUGGUCCUCCUAGAAGUGCUCCCUGCUUCCUGUAUGACGCUUUCACAUAUCCUGUGUCUGAAAUGGCACCAUAUUUCGUAUAUAAUUCCCUAUGGGCCCUGAUCAAAAGUGAUGCACUACAUAGGGAAUAGGAUGCCAUUGAAGAUGCAGACUUGAACAGUGGAGUGUGCACGACAAGGAAUGCUAGCCCAGUAGCUCGGUAGCAUGGAAUUGGAUGCACACACACUUUAAAACAAACAACAACAACAUCUUCAAACCAACCAACCCGCUGAGGCUGCAAGCCAUUCUAUUUGAAGACUUGAUUACGGGGGAGGAUAAUUCAAUUAUGUUUAAGAUAUUGCCCCACUCCUUCCCAGUUCUUUGUUAGUCUUUUUCUAUAUUCAAAAUGUUUUCGUGGCUAUGUGGCUGACACAUGUAUGGUACUUCAAAUUAAAUAUAUAAAGAAGUUAUUUAUCUAAGAAAGAAUUAUAAACUGAUCCAAACUACGUUUUUUUCUUACCAACAAUUCAGUGACUCACUGAUUGUAGAGCAAACUCGAAGUUGAUUCAGCGUAUUUUGGGGAAUGUAAUCACUAAUGAAUGUUACAUUUUUUAAAUUAUCAUUUUCUUCUAUAAUUAUUUUUGUAAACUUUAAACAUCUCUGGUUUGUUGUCCACGGUAACUGUCAGUCGGUCAGGCACUCAGGCACUCAGGUCACUGGUCUGUAGACUAAUUGGUUUGUAACAAAGUCGGGGUCAGUUUUAUUUCUAUUCAGUCAAUACAAUAAUCUGAAAAUCUUCAUGAGGAAAUGUUGAAUUUGAAUUUCAACUGACUUUUCUGAAUGAACUGAAUGGAAUGGAGCCCAAUCCUGUUGUGUAAUCCAAUGGGUCUGUAGUCAAGUGAAACUCUCAGUCAGUCCAUCGGUCACUGCUCCAACACUUCUCUCCGUACACACCAAUGUUCACACAAACGUGCACAGCAAUGUGCACACAAUGCCAUCCCGUCUCAGUCUCGGUCCACAUCCAGGGGCACCUCUGUCUCUCUAACAUUUUGUCACUUUUCUGGUGGUCAUGUAAGAAUCUCUCUUCUGUUCACGGGUAAUUGUACUUUAUUUUUACAUUUUGUUUCAACUUUUAUUGUUUAAAGAGUUUUGAUUCUUUAAAGAAAAAAAGCUUUUCAUGUUACUAAUCUAGAAAAUCACACAGCUAUUAUUUUCUUUGAGAAAGGAACAUUAUUUUGUUAAAAUAUAAUUUGUAUUUAAUGUCUUUUUAAAAUAAAAAAAUAAACACUA
This is a messenger RNA of Oncorhynchus tshawytscha (Chinook salmon), 3942 nucleotides long. RefSeq names its product insulin-like growth factor binding protein 3 (gene igfbp3). Gene Ontology annotation, biological process: regulation of insulin-like growth factor receptor signaling pathway. Gene Ontology annotation, molecular function: insulin-like growth factor I binding; insulin-like growth factor II binding; fibronectin binding. Bases 199 to 1089 code for a protein of 296 amino acids. The record is from RefSeq and is a predicted model, not a curated record. Gene Ontology annotation, cellular component: extracellular region. The transcript has 4 exons. Lineage: Eukaryota; Metazoa; Chordata; Actinopteri; Salmoniformes; Salmonidae.